AUGAGUAACAAUAAAGAUAGCAGCAGUAAUAAAAAUAUGAAUAAAAAAAAGAUAGGAAAAGAUUCUACAAUAAAUAAUAAUAAUAAUAAUAAUAAUAAUACUGGUAAUAAUGAGGCCAUAAAUGAAGAUGUAAAUAAUGAGAAUAGGGCGGACGAUAAUGUAAAAACAGUAGAAGGAGAAAAUCAUGAAAAGAAAGAAGGAGGAAAUAAAAACGAGAAAAAGGACGAGGAGAAAAGGAAUGAUGAAGGAAAUCAUAGUAAUCUAUUGAAUAAGAAGAAAAAAAAUGAAACACAAUUAAAUGUAGAAUCACAACUAGAAGAAGAAGAGAAAAAUAAGAAAAAGAAAAAAUUCAAUAAAGGAAUGAAGCAUAACGAUGAAAAAUCGGAAUUAACAAAAGAGGAUGAAAUAUUAUUAGGAAAUUCAAAUGAUGAUAAUAUGAAGAAGAAGAAGAAAAAAAAAGAUCAAGAUGAGGAAGAAAUGGUAGGACAAAAUGGUAAUAUUAAUCUAAACAAUAAUGAUGUUAAUCAAAAAAUUGGUAAUAUACAUGAAAAUGAUGGAGUAGAAGGGAGAGAAAAACAAAAAAUAUCCUCGCAAGAAUACAGAGGUGAUAAAAGUAAUGUUUUAGUACCAUCUACCUUUCAUCAGAAAAAUUUUAAGGAUAAAAAACAUAUGACAAGAACGGAAAAAGGAGAUAAUUAUUAUAAUAAUGUUAGUCACAUGCAUGAUUGGAGGAAUACUUCAUCUCAUCAUUAUUAUACACAUCAUCAUAAUGAUAAUAUGAAGGGUGGUUUUAUGUAUCACCACAUGAAAAAUAAUAAUAGUAAUAAGAAUAAGAACAAUAAUAAUAAUAAUAUUAAUAGUAAUAAUAACAAUAAUAAUAAUAAUAAUAAUAAUAAUAACAGUAACAAUAAUAAUGACAAUAAUAAUAACAAUGAUGUACAAAGUAAUGAAAAGACGAUACAAGAUUUUCAACCUUCUAUGAAAGAUAUGAAUAAAAAAAGAAGCUUUAAUAAGAAUGAUAAUAAAAAUGUCGAUGGAGUUAACAAUAAUAAUUAUAAUAAUAGCCCAGUGAAUAAUCAUAUGUACAAAAAUAACUUUAAGUAUGACUAUAAGAAUAAUAAGGGUUACAAUUUAAAGAUGGGAAAGGGUUAUAAAGUGCAGACCAUAACAAAUAAUAACAACAGCAAUAAUAAUAAUAAUAAUAAUAGUAAUAAUAGUCACAAUAAUAAUAAUAAUAAUAAUAGUAAUAAUAAUCACAAUAAUAAUAAUCACAAUAAUAAUAAUAAUAAUAAUAGUAACAGUACAAAUUGUGAAUUUAAACCUGGCGAAGGGGUAAUGGAUUCAAUGAAUAAUUUGUUUAUGUACAAUAAUAAUGGUAAUUAUAAUUAUUUAGGUAGCUAUGGAUGUAAUUAUCCAUAUAAUAAUAACUACUAUGUAGAUGAAAAUGAGAAAUGUUAUGAUAUAGGUAAUUAUUAUUCGGGAAAAUUAUAUCCAGAAGGUUAUAACGAGAACAAUUUUGAUGUGCGUUAUAAUUAUAAUAUGAUGAAUGAUUUUUAUAAUUAUUUCCCUUUCAAUUAUUAUUAUUACAAUAUGAACAAUUUAUAUUUUAAUAAUUCUAAUUAUAAUAAUGGACCUAAUUUAUAUAAUGAUUAUAUGAAAAAUCGAAAGAAUAAAAAAUUCUUAUAUGAGAAGGGGAAAAAGAAAAAUUUUAAAAAUAUGAAUACAAAUAAUAUAUAUAAUGAAAUGAAAACGAGAGUUAUGGAAAUAUUCAAAAGAGAAAAUAUUAUGUCAGAUGAUUAUUUGUUGUAUUAUAUGUACAAUAAUAUAAAGUUAAAUAUAGAUAUAAUAUCAAAGCAUCCAUAUAUAUCUCCUCUCAUUAAUAAUAAUACGAAUAUAUUGGUAAAUGUGUUGAACGAUCUUAAGUGUAUCAAUUUACCUAAAAAAGAAUCAGCAUCUGAUAUAGAUACGAUAAAAAUUAAUAAUGAGGAAGCUGAUAAUAAUAAGAAUAAUAAUAAUAUUGAUAGUAAUCAUCAGUAUGGUGAUAAUAAUAUUAAUAAUAAUAAUAAUAAUAAUAUUACUGGUGAAGAUGUUGUGCUUAAAGAUGAAAACAAAAAAUCAAGUAAUGAUUAUGAGAAACAAAAUAUUGAUAUGCAUGAACCUAAGGCUGAUGAUAAGGUGUUGUCUAAUGAAGAAGUAGAAAAAAAUAUUGAUCGCGAUAAAAAUGUAGACAUAAAUGAAAAAAUGAAAUUAUCAGAACAAAAUCAUAAGAGUAAUGAUAAUAAUUAUGAUAAUGUGCCCAACAUAUGUAGUAAUGAAAAGAGUGAUAAUAUUAAUGUUAAUAAUGAUGUAACUAAUAAUAAAAAAGAAACAUCGAAUGAAAUAAAUAAAGAUAGUAACAAUAUAUGUAAGAAUAAUGAUCAAGAAAAUGACACAAAUAAUAAUAAUAAUAAUAAUAAUAAUAAUAAUAGUAAUAGUGCUAUUGAUUUGAUUAAGAACGAUAUUGAAAAUAAUGAUAUGUGUCAAAGUAAUAAUAAAAAAGAAGAAAAUGUUGAAAUUAUAAAUAAUAAUAAUAAUGAAAAUAAUAAUGUUGCUAAGAUUAGUAAAAAAAGUUAUAAUGAAAAAAUAAAUAAUCAAGAAAAUAAUAAUAAUAAUAAUAAUAAGAACAACAAUAUUAUAACUACUGAUCAAAUAGGUUCCAUGAAAAUAUUGUUUGAUGAAGAUAAUAAAAACUUUUUAUUAAAUUUGAAUAACAGAAGAAAUGUUAUAAUUAUAAGAGAUAUUAAUUCUCAUUAUAUUAAUACUAUAAAAAGUUUUGUUUUAAGUAGUCCGGGUAUACAAUCAAAUGAUGUCUUAAAUAUUAGAAGUGAUAUAAACAAUACUAUAUUUAUUACUUUAAAAAAUGAAAAAAAAACUGAAUCUUUAGCACAGUAUUUAAAAACCAAAACAAUAAAUGAUAAAAAAUUAAAUGUGAGAAUAAAGACAACUCAAAAAAUUCAAAACAUUAUUGAGAAUAAUAUAUUUAAGGCAUCAACAAGUAAUCAUGUUAUAAAUACUACAACUAAUAAUAUGAUUAAUAUUGUAAAUAAUGGUAACAAUAGUGCAAUAGGAAACACAAAUAUGAAUAAUUCUUCUAACAGAAAUAAUAAUAAUAAUAAUAACAAUCACAAUAAUAAUAAUAUAAAAAGUAACACUGUUAAUAAUAAUAAUAAUAAUAAUGUUGGUAUUGUAAGUAACAGUAAUAAUAUGAACAGUCAUAUGAAUAUUUUGAAUGGUGUAGGUAAUACUAUACCAGUGAAUGGAAAACAAUUUUUUAAUUUUAAUAAUUUAUAUUUUUUACCAAAUGCAUUAAAUACUUUUGAUAAUAAUAUAUAUUCAAAUAAUGUUAUGACUGGUGGAACUUCUACGACAGGUUCUGCAACAAAUGCGGCGUCUACCAUUCCGUUUGAUGCUUAUAUGAGUUAUUAUAAUUAUAAUAUGAACAGUAGUACUUGUAAUUUAUUUAAUCCUAUGGCAUCUUGUGAUACAUAUAAUAAUGCUUAUAAUAUGUAUGCCCCUCAUCAUCAUCAAGGACAUAACCAAAAUUACAAUCACACUCAUAACAAUCAUAACUAUAAUCAUAAUAAUAAUAAUAGUAAUAAUAACAAUAGUAAUAAUAAUAAUAAUAAUAAUAAUAAUAAUACUUAUUUUCAAGGAAACGAAUUAAAAGGGAAAGGUGGAAUGUAUCCUAAUAAAGGAAUGAAAUAUGGUAGAGGAGGAGCAAACAAUGAACAUUUUAAUAAUUUGAAAUAUUAUUCAAAUAAUUAUGGUAAUUAUAACAAUGCAUAUAAUAACUUCCAUGAAGGAGUUUCAAAUAGAAAUGAGCAUAUAAUAGAUGAAGCUAAUAGAAAAUAUCAUGGUGAACAAAAUGUAAAUGAUAAUAAGGUAGUUCAUAACAAUAGAAUGAACAGACCUAUAAAGGUGGACACAGAUAAUAAUAAUAAUAAUAAUAAUAAUAAUAAUAAUAAUAAUAAAAAUGACAAUGAUAAUAAUAACAAUGAUAAUAAUAAUAAUAAUAAUAAUAAUGAUAAUAAUUAUAAUAAUGAUAAUAAUAAUGAUAAUAAUAAUGAGAGCAGAAGUAGUAGCAAAAAUAAUAAAAUAAAAAAUAAUAAUAGUAAAGGUAAUAAUCAUAAUAAUAAUCAGGAUAAUAAUGAAAAGAAUAAUGACGAUCAUAAUAAUGGAGGUGAUCAUGAUGGAAAUGGCAGUGGGCAAAAUAGUGGAAACAGUAAUACAAGAAAUAACAAUAAUAAUAAUAAUAAUAAUAAUAAUAAUAAUAAUAAUAAUAAUAAUAGUAGUAAUAAUAAUAAUAACAGUAGUAAUAAUAAUAAUAACAGUAGUAAUAAUAAUAACAAUAACAACAACAAUAAUAAUAAUAAAAAAAAUAAUAAUAAUAAUUCAAGCAGUAGUAACAAUAAUAACCAUAAUGCAAAUAACAAUUCUUCCGUUAAAUUAAACGAUGGUAAUAAUUUUAAUAAACUCAAUUUUAACAAAAAAGAUUCUAGCAAUAAAAAUGACAACUCAUCUAACCAAGGAGAUAAAAAAUUAAGUGAUAGGAAAAAUGGAAAUUUUUUUUCUCAUAGAAAUAAUAUCAAAGGUACAGAUAAAAAGGAUGAAGAAUCAAAUCAAUAUUCUCAUAUUUGUAAUAAAAAGAUAGAUUUAAAUAAGGAUGAAAAAUCGAAUGAAUUAGAAGGAGAAGGCAUAAAUUUAAGUGAACAAGGUGGAGAAAAUAUAACUGAUCUUGAUAAAAAGAAAACAUAUAAAAUGGAUAAGAAAAAUAAAAAAAAUCCAACAAAUAAUACUUUGAAUAAUGUAGAUAAUAUGAAUACUAGUGUUACUACAAAUAAGGAUAAAAACGUAGGUAACCAUGAUGAUAAGAAAAUAAUUAAAAAUAAAAACAAACCUGAUGAAAAUGUUAACAACAACACACAAACGUUAAAGAAAUAUUCUUAUGUAGAUAUUAUGGAUUCAUGUAAAAAAUUAACCAAUGUCGAUACUCCUGAAUGUAUUGAAAAGUUAAUGAGUGAAAAUGUUUCUCUAUUUAGAAAACAUGAUGAUAAGUUCUGUUGGAAAUUAAAUGUAUGUUAA
Molecule: messenger RNA, 5121 nt
Organism: Plasmodium falciparum 3D7
Lineage: Eukaryota; Apicomplexa; Aconoidasida; Haemosporida; Plasmodiidae
Molecular function (GO): actin binding
Source: RefSeq, a predicted model, not a curated record